Messenger RNA from Drosophila subpulchrella, 4438 nucleotides. RefSeq names its product protein tipE (gene Teh1). The transcript has 3 exons. Gene Ontology annotation, molecular function: sodium channel regulator activity. Lineage: Eukaryota; Metazoa; Arthropoda; Insecta; Diptera; Drosophilidae. Bases 1025 to 1864 code for a protein of 279 amino acids. The record is from RefSeq and is a predicted model, not a curated record. Gene Ontology annotation, biological process: regulation of sodium ion transport.
CUCCGAGCGGCACGUCAGGGCCAAGCGCGCGCGCUUCUCGUGGUCGAGAAUUCUGUCUGUCUGUCCGCCAGCGUGUGCGUGAGCGUGUGUGUGCCAGUGCAUGGGUGUGCGUGAGCCAAUGGCAGCGUCGGUGUUAGCCAAUUCCAAUUCUGUGGCAAAUACCGUGCCGUAAUCGGGCGAAAUACGUGCAAAAGUCUGGCCCCCACGUACGAAAUUCAAGUGCAAACGUAGAAAUUCAAAGUGAAAGUGGAAAAAGAAAAGGACAAACACCUGCCUUCCCUCAGCAUUGUCCUGAAAAUAAACAAGAAACGGAAAAAUAAAGGAAAAACCAUAAGCAACACUACCGUUAGCAACAAAAUCAACAAAGUGCGCUGGCGGAGCGGGAAACGCGGAGCGGGUUGCGAGCGGCGGGCUCUUCAGCUGCCAGUUCAGCUGUCAAAAUGUUUUAGCUGCGGUUAGAAAGUGCAAAACCCACGAGCGGAGUAAACAAUCAGCCAGGACAAAUGAAAACGCCAGAGCGCGCCUUUCUCUGACUGUAGCUCUCUGUCUCUCCCCUUCUCUGUCUCUCUGUUGCUGUCUCUAUCGCUACCCUUCGCCGACUUUCUCCCGAACAGCUGUUCCUCGAGAUACUCUCCUUACAGCUAUACUAUCCCUAUAGCUUUCUCUGGACUUCCAUCUGCGCCGAAGCGUGUGUACAUAACCUGAAAGUCCGAGCGCUCUCUCUCUCUCUCUUUUUGGAUGUUGCGGUAGGCGGACGUUGGGACGUCGCACGUCGCAAGUUGCACACACGACUGUAAGUGCAACAUCGGCAGCAGAGCGGCAGCAGAGCGACGGAGCGGCGACGGAGCAGCGUUGAUGCCGUUGCAGCUGCUGCUGCGCAGCCAGCAACAGCAAUACGAGCAGCAGCAACAGCAGCAGCAACGCCAGCAGCAGCAGCAACACUCGCAACAGCAGCAGCAGCAGCAGCAGCAGCAGCAGCAGCAACAAUCAGCAACAUCAGCGCCCUGUGUGCACCGACAAUAAUAUGAGGAGUGGCAGUUCGGAAUUACUACUCGAGCAGCAACAACAAGAGCUACGGUUACGUAAAAUCCGAGAACUGGCUCCGAAAAAGAAAAAUGGCAAUCGGCGCUUUCGUUCGUGGCGGGAACGUGCGCGUUUCUAUGGCACCUCGACACUGGCCUUCUUCUCGGUGACCGCCGGCGCCUCGCUGCUCUUCCUCGUACCGCUCUACGUCGAUCCGGCCAUAUCGACGCUGAGCCACGACUUUAUCGAGAAGCCCACGCUGUGCACGACCACCCGUCGCGAGGAUCUCGUCGGUAUUUUCAAUUGCUCGUGGAGUUCGUGUCGCGAGGGCUGCACCUCCGAUUUGUAUCGCUGCAUUCACAUCUAUGUGACAUUCGUGGAGCAGAACAUUACGAUACCCGAGAACAUGACCGAUUACAGCAACUUCACGUCGGACAUGGAGCAAUCCGGCGAGGCCACCCUGCUGGUGAACAUCAAGGGCUGCGGCUAUCCGCCGUCGGUCACGUGCAAGAACUUCAACGGGUACUACGGCAUCGAGGGCGCCAUAUUCCCGUGCUUCUACUCGCGCAAGAACAAGACGGUGGUGCUCACGUCCUACAACCACGACGACCAGGUGGCCAUGAUCAUCCACUUCUUCGCGGUGCCCUUUGUGAUAACGGUCAUCUCGUCCAUCGCCCUCUGCAUCAUGCACUGCGACUGCCGCUGCAAGAAGGAUCGCAGCCACCGCCGCAAUCGGCCGCAGUGCCGAAGGCCGCGCAUCGAGAACCUCAGUGAUACUUCGAUAUCAACGCGAGUGGAUAUGCUCACGCCUGCUAUUGAAGUCUACAAGCCGCCUCUCUGACACAAAGACGACACUGUGGAGAGCAAUUUAGGGAAUCCCUCGACUAGCAGCGACUUCUAGCAGAACCUGAUACCAAAUUCUGCAGAACUAGCUAAGGAUAAUCUAUUUGUUCUUCCAACAUAGUGUCAACCCAAACGAACUUCGAACGGAGAUGGAUGACGAAAGACGUGAGAUGGUAUAUGGUAUAUGGUACAUAUAUGGGAGGUGGCCAAAGAACCGACACUAUCAGAGGUUUUAGUGCAACUAGCGGAACGGAAACGAAUCAGAUUUAUGGGACAGAAUGGAAAACACACACAUAAAUUAAUAAUUGAUCCAACUGAAUAAUUCCUAAGAUUGAUUAAAUUUAGUUACUUUUUAGCGUAAUGAUUUUUAAACCAGCCGACGGCGGAGGAGAAACCAACAGAAGUGUUAAUCGGUUAAUGAGAUAAAUCGAAGUCUAGUUCUAAGCUGUGGCAGUGGCAUCUGUAUGUAUGUGUAUCUCUAGCCGCGUAUACAAAACGUGUAUGUGUGUACGAAUUAAAAUAUGCAAAUUUGGCAAUGUGUAAAUUUAGUUAAAACUGAAUCAUUACGGAUGUAAAACAACAGAGGCAAAGUGGGAAAAACAAAAACAGAAACACCUAAACAGAAAAUGCAAUGAAUAAUUUUUGUACUGCUGAAAGAGAAACCAAGUGGAAAAAACCGAAUAUUAACGUUAAGUGUACAAUUUUGCAUUAGGUAAUGAAUAAGUUUGUAAUGCAUUAGUAAUUAAAUACAAUAAAAUGUUCAGCUAAUCACGUGGAAAGCAACAGCAACCCAAACUACAAAUGCAACCAACAAAAAAAACACAAAAAAUAAAAGCAAAAUGAAGUUACGAAAAUGCAAUUGGAAAUUCAAAUGGAAAUUCGGCCAGCGCCAGAAAACAUUUUACGCUUUGGUUAAUCGCUCCACACAGAAGUAGACACGCCACGCCUCAUUUUAUAUAGAGUCCGCCCACAUUUUGAAACACCCACGACCAUCAAUCGCUUUUGGUUUUGCUGUAGAAAUCGGGGCGAAGUUCGUCUUAGACGGCACUCGCAUGCCCUUCACAAAGUGCCCCAAGUUGAAAGAGAAUUUGGUCAUAGUUCAUAGUUCCAUCAAGAAACUUCUCGUAUUUGAGUUACAGUUAAAGUUGUUUGAGGAAAACCCGAAAAUAUUCGAAACUUUUUGUGGUGUUAGUAAAUUGUAAAGGUUAAAAUGUUUAAAGGAUAAUUCAAUAAUGAACGUUUUUUGACUGUGAUCAUUUGAAUGAUAUAUAGAAAAAUAUGAUAUUAUUGAGUAUUGUUGUUGACAACAAAAAAUUACGAAAAGCAAUUAACUUCUCGAUCAUGAUUCAAUCAUCAUACAUCCAUCAACCAAUCAACCAGCACGCCAGAGCACAUUUCGCCCAGAAGUUUCCUAUAAUUCCCCAACCGAGUAGUGUAGUCAGAUCACGAUAGCUCCCCGAUCGAUAAUCCCACCCACUUGCCCAUCAUGUUUUAUAUGUAUUAUCUACGAUCUUUGGUUCGAGGCUGAUCACACACUCUCACUCACAUCCAUUCGUGCUUGACAAUAUUUAAUUUCUAAAAGGAGUUUUUCCAUCAUUCCAUCAAUGGCACUACCCACAGGACAUAUGGACAUGCUGCGCCCAAUUUGUAACUAAAACCGCUUAUUCUGUUCCACAUUGAGAUACAGAGGCUUUGGACGAGGGAGAUUAGGAGAUAUUGAAUGUUAACAUUUAUUUGUAUAAGCUGCAGAACAUUGUUGGAUUUAGAGGAACCUGCAUAGUUUUUUGAUAUUCAUGUAGAUACAUGUAAAUGCCACUCACUAAACUUAAGAAUAAUGAAGAAAAGGUAGCUACCGAUGGCAUCAAGGAUAAUUGCAUUAUAUUUGUAAUAUCAAACUGUUCAUAGUUAAGACAAGGCAAGCCACAGGAAAACAAUUAACAAUUAACAACGGAGAACACAAGUAUAACAACAAAUGUAUAUAAGCUGACUAGAAAAUUGGUAAUAAAUAGUAACUUUUGAAAACGAACUCAAAGAUGCAAAUGAAGCUACAACAAAGUGCAUAUAAUUUUGAUAGUUAAGCUAAUUUUAAUACAUUUUUUAAGACACAGCAAGAGGGCAAAGGUACUACGUUAAGGAAACCAAAUAGGAAAAUUAAAACCAACUGAGGAGAAGCCGUGAAAAUUAUUCCAUUUUUACACUCGUUAAUUGGUUUUGUUGUUACCGUAAAUAAUGCAAUAAACAUUCGCGUAUUUCUUACUAUUAUUGUUAUUAUUAUCAUUGUUGUUAUAAAGGAAAAGGAAAUAUUUGAAUUUGAGAAUUGCACAAUGAUUUUUUAUACACCGCAAAUUGGCUUUGUCAGUGCAAGGAAAUUCGUUUUACAAAUUCGAUCGACUUGAAAGCAUGUCUGGCAUUUAAAGCGGACCCCACACGCAUUGAACAACGGACAUUAAUUUAUACACACACAUAUAAUGACGAGAGAAAUAAUGGAAAAUAAUAGAACUAGAACGCAUAUUGAAUAAUAAAUGAGACAUACAUAUUAUUGAAAGAAAUUAAAAAGAACAUAACAAACCAA